AUGGCUACAGUAUAUACUUCCCCUGCGGUCCGUUCCAGAGAGUGGAGUCUAGCCCAGCUAUUAGUGUGGGCCUUUUGGUCAGGGUUCCGUCAUGUACCGAGCGGUACCACUGCCUCCACAGCUGCUUCACUCUCGAACCUCCACUUAGCGUCCAUUGCGACGCUGUUCCGGUACGGAUCCCAUCCGCAAAUUAGGAUAGUCGACCCUAGUAUGGUACCCCCUGAAGGAAAUGAAGAUGGCGUUCUGGAUGCACGCGACUUGGAGGUAGAGCUGUUCCUCAAAGACAUGGAGGAUUGGCCAGAUACCAUUGCACAAUCGGACGAGCGAUUUGGUUGCACUAUUGGCGCUGUGAAUGCUGGAUGUGGUCAGCUGCCAUCGAGCCACGUAAAUGGCCGCUUCUCUCAGGAACCAGAAAACUCCACUGCAGCGAUCCAUGCGCUGAAUGAUUCCAUGAUCACCGAAAGUCCCUCAAGGUCGAACUGUCUACAAGAGGUUGGCCUAACCUCCAAACAUGGUAUUACAGCCCAAUUAGCGGCUACAAGCGAUCAUUAUUCGGCCGACGCAAGGGCCUAA
Molecule: messenger RNA, 573 nt
Organism: Gamsiella multidivaricata
Lineage: Eukaryota; Fungi; Mortierellomycota; Mortierellomycetes; Mortierellales; Mortierellaceae
Exons: 2
Coding region: 1-573 (190 amino acids)
Source: RefSeq, a predicted model, not a curated record